GGUCUUUGCAACAAAACCUAAAAUUAAAAAUGACAUUACUUGUCUAAUAAAAUAAAGUACAAAUUUCAAACACAGAUUCUUUAACUUUAAAGUUUGAAAGGGACUCAAAAGUUUCAUUUAUAUACAGAGUUAACCAACGAAAAACAGUUGCUAUUGCUGGCCGCACCGUCCGGCGUCCGGUACCUCAGGCCGCGUGCGGUAAUCUCAUCGUCCUGACGUCGUCUAAUCAUCGCGUUGUUUAUAAAAGGCGCUGAACGCAAUACUGACGCAGUUUUGUCCUUACUUAGCUGUUGUUCGCAAUCUUUGCGCGCGGAAUUAGAGCAUCGAGUUUCUGAGUAAAGUCUCGUGAUUUGUGAAGUGGUAUGGCGCUGUUACAAGGCCCGUCCCGAAAGCAAGCAGACCUGAUAACCCAGGAGCUGGGGGAAGCUCCCGGGGACAUCGAGCGAGGGGUCCGGGACCUGAGGAGUAUGCUGGCCGCCUCCCCGUACCUCCCAGAUCCUGAAAACGUGGACAAACGUGUGCUGGAGCUGUUCGUGCGCGGCUGUCGCAUGGACCUGGAUCGCGCGCGCACCAAGCUCGAGGCGUACUGCCUAGCCAGAGCCCGCUUCAGGGACCUGUAUGAACAUCGCUCACUCACCUCACCGCCGCUCAGCGAGGUCUGCAAAUUCAUGGAUAUAGUAGUUCUCCCAAAGCUAACAGACGAGGGCUACCGCGUGACCAUCUUCAGGAUACGGCCGGAGUAUCCGGAGAGCGCCGCCGACGUCGCCAACGCGGUGCGCGCCGUGCUGCUCACCAGCGAUGUAAGGAUGUUCGACGAGCACCAGAUUGCUGGAGACGUGUUCGUAUACGAGGUCUCUCACGUGCGUGGCUCAGUGGUUGCCCACGUCGCUGCUGCAGCCAACGCGGUCCGCCGAGCGAUCCAGCUGGCGCAAGCCGCUUACCCUCAGCGGCUGAAGAGGAUCCACGUCGUUGGCUCUCCGCCGUUCCUCGCGUCCUCCUUGCAACUCAUGCGCAGCUGUGUCAACGAGAAAAUUAGGAGACGGUACUACUUGCAUGCAAAAGUAGACGAGCUCCUGGAUCACUUCCCGGCACGAACCCUCCCCUCAGAGUGGGGUGGUGAAGAGGAAACCAUCGACGUUCUGUCCAAAAAGUGGCGCCGGCGCAUCGACGAGGUGAGCCCCUACCUGCGCGUCUUCAACGAAGUCUGCAAUGCUGCGCCCGCGCCGGCCAACGAUGUCGACAUCUAUGGAACUGUUGGAGCUUUCAGAAAACUUGAUAUCGAUUAAACGUCAGCAAGAUUGUAAAUGUAGGUGAACAGAUUUGUGGAAAAGGUGGAUUUUAAGAAUCUUCGAGGGCAUGUUAUAAAUAGGUACCUUUUUAUCAUUAUUUCUUGGUUCUGUAAAUGUACUUUUGUGUACUUACUUCUGCCUGCUUAUGCCCUUUGUUCAUAACGUAUGUUUCUGAUACUCGAAAAUUUUAUAGUCCUAUUCGAGC
Molecule: messenger RNA, 1494 nt
Organism: Trichoplusia ni (cabbage looper)
Lineage: Eukaryota; Metazoa; Arthropoda; Insecta; Lepidoptera; Noctuidae
Product: alpha-tocopherol transfer protein-like
Exons: 5
Coding region: 363-1286 (307 amino acids)
Cellular component (GO): membrane
Molecular function (GO): phosphatidylinositol bisphosphate binding
Source: RefSeq, a predicted model, not a curated record